AUCAACGAAUCCAAAGACUAUGCAUUCUCCAAUAAAACAUUUUCUUUUGGCGAUUUCUGCCAAGAGAUAGCAAUAUUGCAACCUUAUUCCCUUUGAGUAUUUUUAUACUACGCAUGUGCUAAGUACUGAGUUUACAGGAAUUGUAAUUGUUCGUCCAUUGUAAUAACAAUAAAACGUAGCGGUGUUGCAUGGCCUGAAGGAAGGGGAGAGUAUUGUUGUAACUUGUAUAUGUAAUAUUUCAAAUUUGUAUCUUUAUGGGAUCGCAUAUAUUUCACGGUCGAAGAAUGAACGACAGAUUUGAAACAGACAGUGAUACCCAUGACAGAGAUUCUGAUAGUGAUCGUGAUAGAGAUAUUGCUACGAUAUUGCAAUACUUAAUCAGAAGUGGCCAGGUACGCAUCAUUGCUGCAACUUCACCUCUUUUAUACGAUGAAGAAUCAGAUGAUGAGCUGUGUCAUAAUCGUACUCCUCCAAAAAUUGACCGCCAUCCGGACACAUCACGACUCAAGGGUAGUGAUUUAAGUCAAGUUAUAAAACUUAACUCUGGAGCAUUGAAUGAUAGACCUGCUAAUUCCACAUCAGGAAUGAAUCCUCUACUGUCCAUGUUGAGAUGUAGAGAAGUGGGCAUGAAUGGAAGGCUGUGUUUCUCUCAAGGUGAUAGGUGCCAAAUUACUCAAAGAGUUCUUCCAAACAAAAAGGAUAUGUUGGAUAGGUACCAUGGUAAAGUAUUCUGUGGAACUUUUGCAAGAGAUGGAGAUGUUUUCAUGUCUGCAGCGCAAGAUUAUUGUAUUAGGUUGUAUGAUACCAGCAAUGGUCGAUUUAAACUGAAACGUACUAUAGAAGCAAGAGAUGUUGGUUGGAGUAUAUUAGAUACUGUAGUAAGUCCUGAUGGAAGCAAUUUCAUUUACUGUAGUUGGUCAGAAUGUAUACACAUAUGCAAUGUUUUUGGGGAUCAAGAAGUUCAUGAAGCUCUCCCUCUUUUCCCUGAAGAAAGACGCUUUUGUGUCUUUGCUUUGAGAUUUUCUCAGGAUGGUCGUGAGAUACUUGGAGGGGCAAACGAUGAAUGUCUAUAUGUAUAUAACAGAGAAGAAAACAAAAGGACGUUAAAAAUUCGUUCACAUGAAGACGAUGUAAAUACUGUUGCUUUUGCUGACAACACUUCUCAAAUUCUGUUUAGUGGUGGAGAUGAUGGUAUAUGUAAGGUUUGGGAUCGUCGAACUCUGUGUGAAGCACAACCAAAACCUGUAGGGAUACUUGUAGGACACGAAGAUGGGAUUACCUAUGUUGAUUCUAAAGGUGAUGGCCGUCAUCUCAUUACAAAUAGUAAAGAUCAAACUAUAAAACUGUGGGAUAUGAGAGCUUUUUCACCACCUUCAAGUAUUGAAGGAUCCCGAAGAGCGGUUGCUUCUCAUAACUGGGACUACAGGUGGCAGAGAGUACCAUCCAGUUUAAACAAACACAAGCGCAAACUGCCAGGGGAUACUUCUUUGAUGACUUACAGAGGCCAUAGUGUAUUACAGACGCUUAUACGUUGCCAUUUUUCACCUGAAGCAACAACAGGACAAAGUUACAUAUACACUGGUUGUGCUCAAGGUCGAGUAGUUGUUUAUGACGUAUUAACUGGCAAGAUAAAAUCAAUUUUAAGUGGUCAUUCGGGUUGUGUACGUGAUGUAUCUUGGCAUCCUUAUCGAAAUGAAAUUAUGAGCAGUUCGUGGGAUGGAACAGUUUUCAAGUGGACUUAUAAUAAAACUGAAAUUGAUUCUGAUUCAGAAGAGCUUUCAAAUGUUUACACACAAGUUAGAGAGAAUGAUGUAUCUGGCUCAUCUGGUCUUCGCAGGUCCCAACGUUUAGCUGACCAACAAAGAAAAAGACAAGAAUUAGAAAUGUUAGAUGCAUGUUGAGUGCAAAUGUAUAAAUUUUUAGUCCCAACAGAUCCAGAUUUCUAACACAGUUUGAAAACCUGAUGUGAUAACUACUUACGGUAGGAAACAUCAGACAGUUUUUUAGAGUAUUUGUAUGAAAUAGAACAUUAUGAUGCUUUUUUUUUUUUUUUUUUUUUUUUUCUUUCUUUCUUUCUCUCAUUUGCUAUAUUUUAGUAAGAACAGUGUGUGUUUAUUUCUAAAUCUGAUAAUAUAUUUAAUUGCUCUUAGGCAGUUUUGUGUGAUUUUUUAUGAUGUAUAGAAUAAUUUUUUACUUUAAAGAAACAAAUUAUGAAAAUUAUUAAUGAAAAGAUUAAUAGUUUGUGUUAUAUGUUAAAAACUACAACAAAAACUUUUUUCAAAAUAAGAAAUUAGCAGGCUGGAAAUAUUUUCAACAUUUGGUGGCAUUUUUACAUCAGUUUCUGUGAAACAUACUUAACUUUCUGUAUUAUUCCUGAAUAAAAAUUUAAAAUAAUCUUUGUAGUUUUAUAUGCCUCUACUGUAAUGAGCAGCUAUUUAAUUUCUUAACAGCAUUAAUGAAAAUUUUGUUUUAAGAUUUUGUACAAAUACAGGUCUCUCUCACUUAAUGAAAAUUUAUUCUGCAGUGUUUUACUGUUAAGGACUUGCAUUAGUAUCUACAUUCUUUUAAUGAAAGAAGUUUUAAAAGAAUAUUUGUAAAAGGGGAAGGAAAAGGUAAAAAUAGCAUUAGCUAGUAAAUCAAAGAAAUCCAAAGAGGAUUUUGCAUUUACAAAAAUAUUAUGUUUCACAAUAUUUGAUUAUGUAUUUCUUUUUUUUCUUUUUCCUGUGCUGCUAGAGUAAUGUCAGACCACACCCUAGAAUACAGUAAUCAAACGUUUUCUCAUUCCUUUUGUGGAAAGUGACUCUAGACUGAGGAAAUACUUUUUCUAUUUAAUUAAAAAAUAUGUGUUUAUCAUAUAAUUACUUUAGUAUACAUUAAUGUAGAUUUUGAUUUUUUUUUAAGUGGUCUAUUUUAAUUUGUUAGUUUGUGUAAUUUAGGGCAAGUUAGGUUUUGGACCUGGAAAUAUUAAAGCGUUUUCUGAUAUAAAUUAAUUAGAAAUUCUUUUUGGCUUUCUGCCAUUUCAGCUUUUGAAAGGUUUCAUUGGCAUAGGAAUAUUGUAUCUUUGAAAAGUGGGGAAAACCUGUACGAAGGAGAUCUAUAAAAAGACAUUGCUAUUUUUCAUUUAUUUUAAAAUAAAAAUAAAAGAUAUUUAGUACAUUUUAGAUGCUCUUUGCCAUAUAUUUGUUUUAAUACAGUAUUUCUUUGUAAUACAAUUUUUUUUUUUUUUUUUUUUAAUGGUAACAAACAAUUUGUUAAUUUGUUACAAUACUACACUGUGCCUUUGUCACUUACUCAUGAUUUUUUACUUUUGUUAGAAUAUUGUUACAAGCAUGGUGCUUGUUGUAUAUGUAUUUGUUGCAAUAUGUACUGCUUUGAAAGCAUUUUCAUACCAAAUUUUUAAGAUAAUCAUCAUAUAUAUAUGUGUGUGUAAUGUAUAUACAUAUAUUAUUAAAGGAUCGCUUUAUUUGCUAUAAAGAUAUUUUUAUGUAAAGGAAAACAUCAAAUUUUGGAAUUUAGGAAAGAACAUACUGUCAAUAUGUAAACUUUCAUUAAACAUGAAGCAAGUGUACUUUUUAAAAUAUAAAACAGUUGUAAUACAAGUUGUUUAUUUGGAAAACUAUGCAAGAAUGUUGUUUCAUGAAAUCCCUUUACUAAAGAAAUAUUUUGUAUUAUAUAAUUCAGUUUGAGUUGAAAAGUUUGUGUAUAUUCAUAUGAUUAUAUAUUCUUAUAAUUGUACUGCAUAGAAGCUGAAAGUAAUGCAAUUGCCUUUGAAUAAUUUAUCAUAUGCGUAAAUUUUAACCUUUUAGUUAUUCGAUUAAAUUUUUAUUUUUAUAAUAUAUACAUAUAUAUUAGAGAAGUUAAUUGUUUAUGUGAAAUGUAUUUCUCUAGAAUCCAUUUGAUUGAUAAGAAUACUUAAAUUUGCAUAGUUUUUUUUUUUAUAAAAUCGUAAAGGGGGGAGAAAAGAAAGAAUGUCAGCAGUUGCUAUUAGGGUGUAAUAAUUACUCAGUUUUGUUCUAAUUAUAUCAUUUAUUCAUAAAUCUUAAUUAAUAGUAUUAAUCAACUCUAGAGAGUUGUAAUAAUGUUUAUUACUGAUAACCAACAUAAAUUACUGCAACUAAACUAACCUAAUGCAUUAUUAUGCUAGAAGGAUAUUGUUGUUAUAUUUUUAAUACAUGGGAUGCCAGAUGCUUUCUUUCUUUUGUUGUUGUUGUUAUUUUAUGACUUUUAAAUUAAAACUUACAUUUAAUAAGAUACUUUAGUUUUAUAUUACCAAGUUAAUGUUCCUUUAAAUUUUUAAUACAGCCUUUAGUAAAUUAUAUAUUGUUCUGUGUUCAUAGGUUUUAUUUCAUGUUGAGUAAUUAAUUUUCUUAAUCCUAUAAAACUGACAGUGGUUAUAAUUCAUGUACAAUUUUUGCUUGCAUUUUUUUAGACCCAAGUGAAACUUUCGACACCAUAGAAACAAAAAUUAGAUAAUCAGCCAAAAGAGGCUUCCUAAUAUUAAAAUAACAAGUAAAGGCUGAAAGAAAUUGAUGCUGCAUAAGUACUGUCAAAAAAAUGUUUUCAUGCAGUCAAAAGAAUAAUUUACAUAAAUGUCAUAAAAUGUUCUCUGUACAAACGUCAUUGAUUAAAAUAAUUGACAUAAAAUUCAAUUGCUAAUGUAAUAAAGGUUCUUUAUUUAAUGAAA
Stegodyphus dumicola is the source of this 4684-nucleotide messenger RNA. RefSeq names its product DDB1- and CUL4-associated factor 11. Lineage: Eukaryota; Metazoa; Arthropoda; Arachnida; Araneae; Eresidae. Gene Ontology annotation, molecular function: protein binding. Gene Ontology annotation, biological process: proteasome-mediated ubiquitin-dependent protein catabolic process. Gene Ontology annotation, cellular component: Cul4-RING E3 ubiquitin ligase complex. The record is from RefSeq and is a predicted model, not a curated record.